Nicotiana tabacum (common tobacco) is the source of this 11692-nucleotide messenger RNA. RefSeq lists its product as uncharacterized. The record is from RefSeq and is a predicted model, not a curated record. Lineage: Eukaryota; Viridiplantae; Streptophyta; Magnoliopsida; Solanales; Solanaceae.
AUUUUCUCUUUUGCUCAUCGAGAAAAUAGUUGUCAUGUUGUUGGAUAGUCAUUUUGUACCAUAACGAAAAUUUGUCUCACCUGGACAUAAUUGAUCGUUACUUUACCCAAAGCAAAACUUACCUAAAUUAUUAAAAGAUUAUUUUAUCAAAUUUCGACUACUGAUUGUGGAAGAUCUUUUUUCAAUAUAUUGAAAAUAAAACUAGCAAAAACAGAAACUGAGAAGCUCUGCUUGUGCAUGUUAGACAAGGCUUGUUAAUGUGCGCCACCACCUAUGGCUCGGCAGAAUAAGAAAACUCCGGCGACGUCAUCUCCUCCCACAACACACAAAGAAUCUAAUAGACUAAUUACACCAACAAAUGGAGUCCCUCAGGACCUAGGUCCACGACAAUUUGGUCAAUGGUUGACAGGGAUGGGUAGUGCUCCAACGGUAUUGCAAGUUGUGCCAUCGGUUGAAUCUGCCACCCCUGAAGGACAAGAUAAAGGUACCUCCUCAGCGGCAAGGAAACUUACCUUCUCUAUUGUAUCGAGGGCAGAAAAACCUAUGGUGGCUGAUAUUGUCAAAGGUAACAGAUCUCAGCAAUUAGGUUUGAAACUUGACUAUUUUCCUCCAGUUUUGAAAGAGGGCUGAAGACAGUCCAAUUAGUUCAGGUGGAGGUUGAAGAACAGUGUCAUAAAUAGAAAUCAGCAUUAAUAGGCUACAUCAUUGGGAGAAACCCUUCUUUCAAAGAAAUACUGAAAUUUGUAUAUGGAGUAUGGAAUUUUGUCACAACUCCUUAGGUAUUCUUAUAUAAUGAGGGCUAUUUAAUAUUUUGAUUCACAUCUGAGGAAGAGAAGGUAACCUUGCUACAAAAUGGACCACACACAUUUAACAACAGACCAAUGGUUCUUAAGCAGUGGAGCCAGAUUUCCAGAUGAGAAAGUAACCUCUCCAAGCUAUUCCUGUGUGGGUGACGUUUACCAAUCUGGUUAUUGAAUACUGAGCACCAAGAAGCCUAGGUAGGAUAGCUAGCUAUUUGGGAAGCCUAUAUUUGCGGAUAAACUUACAACCAAAGGCGAUAGAGUCUCUUAUACACAUAUUCUAAUUGAGAUGGAUAUCUCACUGGCACUCCUAGAGGAGAUACCAAUCGAAUUACCAGGAGGCAAGUGUAAACGGCAGACUAUUGAAUAUGAAUGAAAGCCCUUAUAUUAUUAGACCUACCUCAACAUAGGGCAUCACAAUGGUGAUUGCAAGAAUAUAAUGCAAACGGAUAAAAGGAAGCAACGGUUAAACAGGAAGAAACAAACGAUGGAUUGCAAAGUGAAAACAGGAGCUGAAACUCAAGGACCUAUCAAGCUUACAGACCCAGUCACAUCUGCUGAACAACAUACUGAACUAGUUUUACCAAAGGAGUUAGGAGAACCAACUGAUAUACUAGAUACAACAGAACAACUAGAAGCUAUGGAAUAACAGGUGCAAUAGGCUAAGAGUAGGGGAAAGAAAAAGUUGGCUAUCAUCCAAGAAUAGGAGGGACAAAGUCAGCUAUAUGAGAAUAGUGAGAAGAUUGAAAGGCUAUUAAGGCAGAAUCAAUUCAGUACUUUGAGAAUUCAACCAAUGAUAGUCACCCCAAAAUUGACAAAGGAUCUCAGUCCUCAAAGGGAGAACCCUCCACGAUCUUCUGUUCUGGGAAUAUAAGGGGGCUAAACAAGCCCGUUAAGCAGAAAGAACUAAAGAUAAUUUUGCUUACAAAAAAGGUAGUACUAAUAGGCUUUCUUGAGACCAAAGUUAGAGCCCACAAGGCUCAGAAAGUUAAGAAGAAAUUGGGGAAAGAAUUUGAAGUAGCUACAUAUUAUACUCAGACCCCAAAUGAUAGAAUUUGGAUAUGUUGGAGGCCUCAACAGGUGGAGGUGCACGCAUUAACAUCUAGGCCACAAUUUGUACAUUGCUUAGUUAAAUACAAGGGGUUGUACAUUGCUUAGUUAAAUACAAGGGGUCUCCAAUUGCUAGCCAGAUAAAAUUUGUCUAUGGGGAAAGAAUUUGAAGUAGCUACAUAUUAUACUAAGAUCCCAAAUGGUAGAAUUUGGAUAUGUUGGAGGCCUCAACGGGUGGAGGUGUACACAUUAACAUCUAGGCCACAAUUUGUACAUUGCUUAGUUAAAGACAAGGGGUCUCCAUUUGCUAGCCAGAUAAUAUUUUUCUAUGGAUUGAAUACUAUAAAUGAAAGAAAGUCCCUCUAGGAAGGACUGAGAGCACUGAAUUAUACUAUAACUGAACCCUGGGUUGUAUUAGGGGAGUUUAACACUAUACUCUCAGUAAAUGACAGGCAGAAUGGAAUUCCAGUACAUCCAGCUGAUGUUAAGGAUUUUCAAGAAUGCAUUAAAGAUAUAGGACUUGGGCAACUAAAAAGAACAGGUUGUCAAUUCUCAUGGAACAACAAAAGAGAUAAACAGGUCAGAAUACACAGCCUAAUCGAUUGGGAAUUUGGGAAUGUUAACUAGUUUGCUAGAUAUGGCCACCUGGAAACAGUCUAUCACAACCCAUGAUGCUCAGACUACUCACCAAUCCUGGUUAGCACUGGGAGAGUCAAGCAAUUGCUUCCUAGACCACUCAGAUUACUUAAUGUCCUUCUUCAAGAGCAGGCGUCCAAGGAAGUAACUCAGUCUAUAUGGCAACAAAACAUUCCUGGAUACACUAUGUAUGGAGUAUUUAAAAAGCUUAAACUUAUUGAGCUUAACACAAAACAUCUUCAUAGAGAUAAAAGAAUUGAGGCUAUUCGAGAAAAAGUUACAGAACAUACAACAACUGCUGAAAUUAGACCUUUACAACCCCAACUUAAUAAAGGAUGAGAGAGGACUGAUAAUGGGAAAAUGGUCCAAUAUACACGAGGGUGUACUGAGGCAGAAGUCCAGGGCUGUAUGGUUAGCAAAAGGGGACUUGAACUCCAAAUUCUUCCAUGCACAACUGAAGGAAAGACAGGGAACGAAUCAUAUCUCAUUAAUAUGUAAUGAUCAGGGAAUAAUGAUAACUGAUCAUGUACACGUUCAACAAGAGUUCAUGAACUUCUUCCAUGACCUAUUGGGUACUAAUGCUAGUGAAAUGCCAUGACUAAAUAGUACCAUAGAAAAGGAUGGAUACUGUCUCAAUAAGGAGGAUCAACAAAAUCUGAUCAAACCAGUGUUGAAAAAGGAAAUACUACAGGCUUUGAAUGAUUUGCCCGCUGACAAAGCCCCGAGGGGGGGAGGGGGGAUAGGUUCACCGUUGAAUUUUUCAAAUCCAAUUGGGACACCGUUGGGGAGGAGGUUAGUAAUGUUGUACUGCAAUUCUUUGAGAUUGGUAAAAUCCUCAAAGAGAUCAACUGCACAACCAUUACUCUAGUGCCUAAAGUCCCAAAUCCUACCUAUUUCAAGGAAUUUAGGCCUAUUGCAUGUUGUACAAUACUGUAUAAACUGAUAGCCAAUGUAAUCACUGCCAGACUUAAACUAGUGGUGGACAAAAUGGUGGGGCCAUCGCAAUCAGCUUUUAUAAACUAGUCGAAGGAUAUAAUAGAAAAGGAAUGUCCCCCAUGUCAUUUGGACAAAAUCAUUCAGGUCCAUCCAAGGUAAAAGAAUGGAAUUACAAGCUUGGACACCCAAUUUCAAUCCAAAUGAGGAUAAUCAUAUUAUUCCUAUUUGGAUAGUUAUUCCAGAACUUCCCUGGAAUUUCUACUAUAGGGAAGUACUGUCAGUACUUUUAUCACCUAUUGGUAAGGUGCUCCAUCUAGACUUAGCUUCAAUGCAAAAAAUAAGGAGAAGUGUUGCAAAAGUCAAGAUGCAGGUGGGUUUGACUAAGGACAAGGCUCAUCAUGUUUGGCUGGGAUUUGAUAAAGAUCAGGAUGUGAAUGGGGAAGGCCAGUGGCUAGAAGUAGUAUAUGAAGAUCUACCAUAUUAUUGCUUAUACUACAGACACUUGGUUCAUGAAGAGUACAAAUGCAAUAUUAGAAAAAGGGAAGAACAAGAAAAGAAGAACGCAGCAACAACAAAAGCAACAACUCACAAUGCUAAUAAUCACCUUACAAACAAGCUAAAGGGAGAAACUGCAACACCACAUGAGCAAAUGGUACAGAGACAACAAAAUUAUCAGACUUCCAACCAAAAAAUAGAGGAACAAUGCAAAAUUGAGGAGCAACAAGGAAUAAUAAAUCACAAAGUAAUUGCGCAACAAACAAAAAAGGAUAACCAUUCCAACAAUCAAUGGCAAUUUCAAAAAAAGAAGAAUUUCAAGGGAAUCAACCAGAAAAACAAGCAACACAAACAGAAACAUCCACAACAACAAGCUCUUGAGACACAGUUAUCCAGACCCUCCCAGCCCUCAGGUGUAAUGAACAAGUCACAAUGUGCUCCACCAAAGCCACUCGAGAUACCAGAGGCCAUUCAUAAUACUGCUUAUAGUGCCGAUGCUUGUAAUGGAGGACAGAUUUGUGCACAUGAACCACCUAAUGAGAUAUGGCACUUUACUGGAAUAAAAACUCCUCAGAUAAUUCAUGAGUCUACUUAGGUAGGUGGUAGCACUAGCAUAGUAAACCUACCAUCCACUACUGCAAAUCAUGCUAGCACACAAAAAAAUGGGGAUGCUGGAAUUGUCAAUAAUGUGACUUCUGAAUCUAAUAGUGAGGGCAGGGACAAGCUCAGAGAACAACAUCAGAAGCAUCAAAGUUUGGAAUAUCCAGAUAACCAACAUCUAAGAACUGCUGAAAAAUCAAAUUCCAAUCCUAAAGCUGCAGAGCUUACCAGAAACUCUAUCUCUACUAAUACUGGGCAGAAUGCUUUAGGGACAAAUUAAAAUACUAUUGACUUUGUUCAAAGGAGCUUUGGAAUGCAUAAGGAAACACUUAAUUUCACUCUCAACCACUCAUGUCAAGAAAUACCAUCUCAGAAUUUGUGGACUCACCUAAUUCAAAUGGAAAAACUACAUGCUCUAUACAACUGGGGAGAGGUGAAGUAAGUUCAAAGGAACAUACAAGACUAAGAUUAGAUGAUCAAAGAGUUAAUUCAAUGCCAGCACAAGUUAAUAUAGAAGUAUCCAGGAAGUCUUUGGACAACAACAAAAUUGAGGAACUAGUAGCCAACGUUGAAGGUGCAAUGGUAAUAUUACCAGACAGGGAACAAGUAAGUAAUGCUGAUGCAGAGACAGAUCACCAGAUACUUAGGUCAUCCUCUCAAAAUGUAGAUGGGAAAGAUCCAACAAUUGUGUAUGAUCAGGUAGGGUCAGCCAUAAUUCCUAGGGAGUCAACAACAAUUGAUACACUGCUUAUGGCAAUUGCAUCAGCCACUGGAUCUCCAGUGCAUAUUCAAAUCAAUAUACCACUGCAAUCUCCUGCUUAGUUUAUGCAUGACAUUAUUGCACACAAGGAACUGCCUUUGGAAAUUCAUGAAGCCUUGGGCACAAAUGAACAACUAGAAGAUGAAGGUGCUGAUGAAUCUACAAUUGUGAAUUUCAAGUCUGUGGCAAGAGAAGGAGAUUUGUCACCUAGGACUGUAGGUAAACAUGGUAAGAAAGGAAAAAAGAAAACCCAUCACAAGGAACAACAACCUCCUACAAUAAUAUGGAACAUAAGGUCUGUUAAAACUCACCAAACCUUUCAGAGAGUUAUCAACAUGCAAAGGGAACAUGUUUCUUUUAUUAUAGCACUCAUGGAGCCUUUCCAAAAGCAGAGGCUUAUUAAGAACUAUAGGAUGAUACUAGGCAUGGAACCAGCAAUAUCUAAUAUCAAUGGAAAGAUAUGGAUAUUUCUUGAUGUUGUGGUCCAAUGGGAUAUGGUGAUUAACACGGACCAGCAACUUACUAUUAUGGUUUAUCAUCAAGAUAUUGAGAAGCACAUCAUGAUGACCAUUGUAUAUGCAAAGUGUUCAUCCCUAGAAAGAUUAGAAUUAUAGGAUAAUCUAUACUACCUUGCUAGAGACAUGGAAUUACCUUAGGUGGUUGGGGGCACUUCAAUGUGAUUCUUAAUGAAGAAGAGAAGAUUGGUGGACUUCCAGUUUACCCUCCAGAAUAUAAAAAUUUUGCCUUUUGUGUAAACUCUUGUGGACUAUUUGACAUGGGGUAUAAAGGAAGUCCAUUCACAUAGUGGAAUAGGAGACCAAACUCAGAAUGCAUAUUCAAAAGGUUUGAUAUAAUUUUUGUCAAUGUGCCAUUACAAACUUUAUUCCCUAGUACAGAAGUGGAGCACCACAUCAGAACAGGUUCUGACCAUACACCACUACUGUUGAGUAGUGGUAAGCAGACCACUCAAAUUGCCAAACUUUUCAAAUUUCGGAAUUUAUGGACAAAACAUGCCUCUUUUAUAGAGGUAGAUAGACAGAAUUGGCUGGCUGAUUUCACAGGUGACCCCUUCUUGAUGUUCAAACAGAAACUAAAAAGAGUUAAGAUUGCUCUUUCAAAAUGAAGCAAGCUCACUUAUGGGGAUAUCUUUAAACAAUUAGCUUUAAGAGAAGAUGUGGUCAGAGUAAAGAAAAUGCUAUUUGAAGAAGAACUAAUAGUAGAGAAUAGAAUUAUACUUCAGAAAGUACAAUCUGAGUUAAAGAGAUUUCUAAGCAUAGAGGAGCAAUAUUGGAAAUAAAAAGUUGGAAUGUCCUGGUUUGCAUAAGGAGACAGAAAUACUAGAUUUUUCCACAACUAUGUCAAUGGUAAAAGGCAAAAGCUCCAAUUGAAGAGAAUCCAGAAUCAUAAUAGUGCUUGGAUUGAGUCAACAGAUCAGCUAGCUGAUGCAACAAUAGAAUUUUACCAGAAGCAGUUUACACAAGAAGAUGGCCCUACAUGCUCUGAGCUCCUAAACAAUGUACUUCCAAUGGUGUCUAGUUAUCAGAACUUAGAGCUUUGUAGAAUUCCUACAAUUGAGGAGGUAAAGGCAGCAGUAUUUGCAUUGAGUGGGAGAAUACAGGUAGUCCAGAUAGUUUCACAGGUAUUUUCUUUCAAGAAUGUUGGGAUGUAAUAGGGGAAGAUAUACAUGAGAUGCUGAAACUGUUUUAUGGAGGAAGUCUUUUGCCUAAGUCUAUAACGCACACAAACCUUGUCUUGCUGCCAAAAAAACACAGGUUCAAACAUUCACGGAUCUCAGACUUAUAAGCUUAAGCAAUUUUAUCAAUAAAGUGAUAUCUAGAGUUGUUCAUGAUAGGCUGGAAAAGAUGCUGCCUUCUUUGAUCUCUUUCAUCCAAUCAGGAUUUAUCAAGGGAAGAAGUAUAUUUGAAAACAUCUUAUUAACUCAGGAGAUUGUUACUGACAUAAGGUUAAGGGGAAAACCUGCCAAUGUAGUUAUCAAACUUGACAUGGCAAAGGCAUAAGAUAGGGUCUCUUGGAAGUAUUUAAUGCAUGUUUUGAGAAAAAUGGGAUUUGCAUAAUGCUUCAUCAACAUGGUGUGGAAUCUACUAUCCAAUAACUGGUAUUCUGUGCUGAUUAAUGGUCAAGCUUCAGGUUUCUUUCACUCAGCAAGAGGUGUCAAGCAAGGGGAUCCUCUCUCCCCAGCCCUAUUCAUACUCUUUGCAGAGGUACUAUCUAGGUAUUUAAAUAAGCUAUUUGAAGACAAGAUAUUCAAGGCUUUGGCAUGCCCAAGUGGACUAAUCCAUUGAAUCAUUUAGCCUACGCAGAUGACACUAAAAUCUUUGCUUCGGCUGAUCUAUACUCUUUAGAGAAGAUUAUAGAUGUCUUAUACAAGUACGAGCACACUUCUGGCCAAAUGAUCGACAAGACAAAGAGUUCCUUUUAUAUGUACUCUAUUGUGUCUACAAGAUUGUUCAACUCUGUAGGUGUUAUUAUUGGAUUCUCAAGGGGUGAGUUUCCAUUCACUUAUCUUGACAGUCUAAUAUUCUACAAAAGAAGAAGGAAAGAUUAUUACAAUGGCUUGAUUAAAAAUGUGAAGGCAAAACUGCACACUUGGAAAGGGAAGCUAGUGUCCUUUGGGGGAAAAGCUACAUUAAUCACUAGUGUACUACAAAGCAUGCCUACACACAUCCUUUCUGUCCUUGAUCCACCUAAAAAUGUACUUGAACACCUUCAUAAAACCUUUGCUUGGUUCUUCUGGAGUAACAAGGAUGAGGUAGAAGUAGACAUAGGGCAAAAUGGCAAAAUAUUUGCCUACCAAAGAAAGAAGGGGGAGUAGGUUUUAGAUCUCUGCAUGAUGUCUCUAGAGCUUUAUUUGCCAAAUUGUGGUGGAAGUUUAGGACAUUGAAGUCCUUAUGGUCUAAUUUCAUGUGGAACAAAUACUGUAAAAAAGAGCUUCCAAUAGUGGUCAAAUUUAGAGGGGGAUCUCAUGUAUGGAGGAAAAUGUUAAAGGCCAGGGAAGAGGUGGAGCAUUAAAUAUUAUGGGAAAUGAAAUGGGGAUCAACUAACGUUUGGCAUGAGAAUUGGACCGGACUAGGAGCUUUGUACCAUGUUGUUACAAGAGACUACCCAAUCAAUGAAGAUAUACAGGAAGUAGAUGACUUGAGAGUGGAUGAUGCCUGGGAUGAGAAACUCCUGGAUCAGUCUUUUCCUAUAGAUAUUGCUCAACAUAUCAGACAGGAAGUUCUAUUUGACAUUAGUGACGAUGGCUGGGAUUUUUCUAGAUGGAUGCCUACACUUUCAGGAAAUUUUUCUGUUAGUAGUGCUUGGAAAUUUCUAAGGCAUAGAGCACCUAUUAAUCCUGAUUACAGUAAGAUGUGGACUCAAUGUUUACCAUUUAAUAUCUCCUUAUUUCUCCUUAUUUCUAUGGAGAUUGUAGAAAGGGAAGAUUCCCACAGAUGACUUGUGGAGGAGAGGUGAGUAUAUGAUAGUGUCCAAGUGUUGGUGCUGCGCACAACCACAAGAAGACUCAUUCCAACAUUUAUUCUUAAAGAGUGAAACUGAGGUAUGGAAAAUUUUCCUUCAGGCAGCAGGGUUGGUAGUAAAUCUGAUACAGGUUCAUCAAGUAAUAAGAGCAUGGUGGAAUACACAAUGUUGUCCUAAACUAAAGCUAUUAUUUCAAGCAGUUUCAGCAGUGAUCACAUGGGAACUUUGGAAGAAUAGAUAUACAAUGAAAUAUGAAGGUGCAAUAUCCUGUAAUAGGGUACUUCAUGAGGUGAACAAAACACUAUAUUACCUAGCAAGAGUGAGGUAUCCAUGACUAUCAAGCAUCCCCCUUUUAUGGCUAUAACUGAUCAUAUUCUUGGAUGGUUAAAAGCCAUAUGUUGUAACCAAGAAAGUGACAUGGUAGCUUCUUUAUGAAAGGUGGUUCAAGUGCAAUACAGAUGGUGCAUCAAGAGAUAAGGACCAAGCUCAUAUGGCUUUUGUGUGCGAGAUCAUGUGGGUGAUUUGGGUUUUGCUAAAGCAAGUGAAAUAGGAGAGGUAAACAAUAUAGUGGCAGAGGCAAAGGCUCUUUGUGAGGGGUUAGAAUACUGUGUUAAAAGCCAAUUACAUCCACUGAUUAUAGAGACUAAUUCCUUAGUGAUGAUGAAGAUUAUUGAUGGGGAAUGGGCAACUCCAUGAUAUAUAAGUGCUUAAGUGAGGAAGCUCAAGAAGAUAAAGAACAACUACAAUGUUCUCUUUCAGUAUUUACUAAGGGAAGGGAACAAUGUUGUAGAUUUUCUUGCUAACCUAGCUUUCUCUUUUACAGGUACACUCACAUUCCAAUCGUUUUAUGAAUUGCUAAUUGAGGCAAAAAACUGAUCAACAUGGACACAUCACAAAUUCCUAACCUUCAGAUUAGGAUUGCAAAGAGAAGAGAACUUGAUUGAUGAUCAAAACAUAAAAUGCUUUGCCUCUCGUUGACUCAUAUUUUUGCAUUCCUAAUAGGCAAGACACGUAUUUUAAGCCAAGUAGGCAAGACAACCACAACUCUCUUCACUUCAACACCACCAAAUGCAAUAUGCAAUCGACAUUCCUAAAACAGUCACCCACCAGUUUCUUACAACUCUAGAUUCUUCAACAGCAUCUCAUCAUAAGCAUACAGCUGCUGCAACCAAUGACCAACAACUUGCUCUUACACUCUUAAUUUACUCACAUUGUUAUUAGCAUUGUUAGCUACCUUUGCAUGUGAAAUACCACAUGUACUUCUUUGUAGGGUGUAGUUGAUUGGUUAGUUAUAGAUUCCCUUCCCAAACCCCUAACGAUGUAUUUCAGCUAAUGCUUCUUCAUUGCUACUAGGCUUACAUACCCUAGGCACUUCUUUGUAGGGUGUAGCAGAUUGGUUGGAUAUAGAUUCCUUUGAGCAAACCAAUAACUAUGUAUUGGAGCUACUGCUUCUUCAUUGCUAUAGGGCUUACAUCUACCUCAUGACCUUCAAUAUAACAAGAAGCCUACACUCACACAGAUUUGCUUUUGCUGCUAUGCUUAGGGUGGUAUUGCAUAGUUGUGUGCUAUCUCAUUACUUCCCAGUGGUAUUAGCAUGGCUUCAUUCUCAUUCUGGGGGGUAGUUUGAGGACAUACAAAAACAAUAUACAAACCUAGCAACAACCAAAGCUCUCUUACCUCACUUACAGACCAAUCUUCUUCAAUGCUCCCACCACAAACACCUUUCCUAACUUGUUUGCUAUAUUUUGCAGGUUCCUAAGACAGGUUCAGCAAACUGAGGCAAUGGCAUGGACUGAUCUUAUACAAAUAUAUUCUACAGCUCCAAUCCAACAUGCCAAAUAUGAAGACAUCCAAUUUGUUACUGUUUACUGUUUGCUUGUUCAUAUAUCAAUUUCCAGUGGAAUUAAUUCCACAGAUACACUCACAUUAAUGAGGUAUGGUUUAUCAACACAUUGGAAGCAACUAUUGUACUUAUUCAGGCAAUUGGAGAUUGGAUCGAAAUUAGUUAUUUGGUCAAUUUUUACAACUACAUGCAGAAUUCGUGCACAGAAAUAUCAUAUAUCAGUGUUCCAUUCCAACAAAUAUUCUACAGUUUAACUUCUUCCACCAUGCACUGAACAUAUCCAAACUGUUCUGAUGUCCCUGCUAUGGAUUUACACAGACCUAUUCAUUCAGAUUGCAAGACAUGGCGCCUGCUUCUACUCUUAUUCAAAUUCGUCAAAACAAUGGACUUUUCAAAGAUGGAAGAUUCUGUUCAGUUGAUCCAGUAUCAAUCCACAUGUAAUUGAUUGGUAGGAGUUGGGAAUUACAGCACUGGCAACCCCCAGUACUUGUUGGUUUCUGCAGCACCAAAAUUUGAACAACUGAACUAUUUUGUGCAUAUCAAUUAAUGUUGGUGCGAGUUUGGUCCUUACAGUUUCUGGGAUUGCUUGCGUUGUCAUUUCACAUAUUGAGCAGAUGCUAUUCGUUUCACCUGCUCCAGUGCUACAGUGUGGCUACCACGACGUCAAACUCACCUAUGAUCUACUAAAGAUUGUUGCGCAGGACUUGGUCCAGUAGAACAACUGUCUGGAGUUGUGUCAUUUUCAUGUCGUAGUUUCAAUCAAUACUACUCAUUCUGGCAAGGAAGUAUCAAAUGCUUUUGUUCAGUAUCAACACUACUGCUGAAAUUCUACAGCCCCAAAGUGAAGAUGUCUGAACUGCUUUGCUGUACAUCUUGUGGAUUUAUACAUACCUACUCCUUCGGAUUGCAACAAAUGGCGCCUGGUGAGAGCUUUAUAGGUGCUACAACGAAUUGUUUGCAACUGGUGUGUGAAUUUCAUUGUUGUCGGCAACAACAGGAUGUUUCAAAUUUGUAGCUUAAUAACUUUCAUCUAUCUUUAUGUUGCUGCUACAUUGUAUUUGGUAGCAAUAGCCAUUGGCUUUCUUUGUUUCA